Monoraphidium neglectum is the source of this 1080-nucleotide messenger RNA. RefSeq lists its product as hypothetical. The record is from RefSeq and is a predicted model, not a curated record. The transcript has 2 exons. Lineage: Eukaryota; Viridiplantae; Chlorophyta; Chlorophyceae; Sphaeropleales; Selenastraceae. The coding region runs from base 1 to 1080 and encodes 359 amino acids.
AUGACCGCAGCCGCCGCUAGCCCCGGCCGCUUCCCUUGGCCGGAGGGGCACAUCGCGCACCCCAGGGGCUUCGACCCGGCCGUACAGCCGGCGUCUCACAACCAAGGGCUCAAGGCUCAGCAGGCCCGCCUGCGCUUGAGCAUGUACGGGAUCGAGCUGCGCAAACUCCUCACCGCUCUGCAGACGUACGUGAGCACUCAGGUGCAGAACCGCCCGUCCACCGUUGGCGGGGCUCUGCAGCACGCGCUCACCUGCUUUGAGGGCGACGACCAGGCGCACGUGAGCGGCUCCAUGCACCUCAUCGCGGGCGAUCUCAUGCACGCGCUCCCCCCAGCCCAGCGUUACGACGGUGCUUACCUGCACCCGGACCAGGCAGGCGCUGUCGGGGCUGUCAUCGCUUACAGCGUGCGGUCGCACCUGUACAAGAGGCAGCCCGAGCGGGAUGUGACCGUCCUGCGUGCUAUCCGCCAGGGGCAGGAUUCCGCCACCUGCGCGCGGGUGGACCGAUGGGAGCCCCCGAGCGAGGCCUUGGAGCGGUUCAUGAUGCUCGCCCGCGACCCCCGCGUCCAGACACGCGUCUCCGUGACGGAUAUGCUCAACCUGAUCGGCAACAUGCUGCACAGGCGCCUCAACCAAGACUGGCGCCUGAUCCGGCAGAUGCACAUGAGCGGGCGCGUAGCCACCGACAAUGACCACGCGGCCAUGCUGGGUGCGCUUGAGACAGAGGCCAAGCACAUCCUGGACGAGGCGUGGGACGCUUACCUUGCCCACCUCCCCGAGGGUGACCAACGCGCCCAGCUGGAGCCCGAGCCCGCCGCUGCAGCCGUUCCCCGGCGGCCGCACGGCCCCCGUGCGGCUGCGGACGCCACCCUCAUAGAGGGGGAUGAGGGGGAGGACCCCAUGACUGCUGCGCUGGCCGCCCUGGCGACCCUUGCGGCUGCCGCAGCGGUGCCGGCCGGCCGCCAGCGUCUCAAUGCCGUCACCUGGGCGGACCUGGCGGAGAGGCACGGCUGGCCCGCGCACGCCAUGGCGACGGGCGGUGAGUGGGAGGUGGCGCUGGCCACCGUGCGUGGCGAUUAG